Messenger RNA from Puntigrus tetrazona (Sumatra barb), 1993 nucleotides. RefSeq names its product DCN1, defective in cullin neddylation 1, domain containing 1 (S. cerevisiae) (gene dcun1d1). The coding region runs from base 531 to 1259 and encodes 242 amino acids. The transcript is spliced from 7 exons. NCBI's taxonomy places the organism in Eukaryota, Metazoa, Chordata, Actinopteri, Cypriniformes, Cyprinidae. Gene Ontology annotation, biological process: protein neddylation; positive regulation of ubiquitin-protein transferase activity. Gene Ontology annotation, molecular function: cullin family protein binding; ubiquitin conjugating enzyme binding; ubiquitin-like protein binding. Gene Ontology annotation, cellular component: ubiquitin ligase complex. The record is from RefSeq and is a predicted model, not a curated record.
UUCUUUUACUAAUGUGCGUUACAGUCACGAAAUACCCAUAAAGCGUUACGACGAAUCCCGCUUACAUGUUAUGUGGUUUUAGCGACGACGUUCCUGUAAAUCUGUGUAAAAGGAGAGUGGGUUUAUUGAUGAAUUAAUUGUUAGACAGCUAUAGAGAGCAGGUAGCUUUGAAGCUAGCGAGGUCAGAGCUGUUGGACAGCAAGGCUGUCAAGUAUAUUUUGCAAAUGAGAAGCCGGAUUAAUUGGCCACUGUAAAGGAUUGUUUGUUUGUUUGUCGUUUACAGAACCUUAUGCAAACAGUGUGAAAGGCUGCUGAAAAGCAGUUCAGCAGAUAGGCGUACGUUAUGUAUGAAGUCUUCGUGUUAUAUUAGUUACGUUCAUGCUUGCUAGUAAAUGAUUUCUUAUACUUGUCAUUGAAUAUAAAAUUACAGGGAAAGAUAAACCAAUUGGUGUCAAUAUGCCGUUGAGAUACUGAUUUUUACAGACUAGAACAAGCUGAAAUCCUCUCAGAAGGAUAAAGUUCGCCAGUUCAUGAUCUUUACCCAGUCAAAUGAGAAAACAGCAUUGAAUUGUUUGUCUCAGAAUGAUUGGAAACUAGAUGUUGCCACAGACAACUUUUUCCAAAAUCCCGACGUCUACAUACAGAAUCUAAAGGGAACACUAGACCGGAAGAAGUUAGAACAGCUUUACAAUCGGUACAGAGACCCUCAAGAUGAUAACAAGAUCGGUAUAGAUGGAAUCCAGCAGUUCUGUGAUGAUUUGGGUCUUGAUCCAGCCAGUGUAAGUGUUCUGCUAAUAGCUUGGAAGUUUCGGGCCGCAACGCAAUGCGAGUUCUCCAAACAAGAAUUCAUGGAGGGAAUGGCUGAGCAAGGGUGUGACAGUAUAGAGAAACUCAAAGCACAGCUACCAAGGAUGGAGCAAGAGUUGAAGGACCAAGGGAAAUUUAAAGACUUCUAUCAGUUCACAUUCAACUUUGCUAAGAAUCCAGGACAAAAGGGCCUAGACCUAGAAAUGGCAAUUGCAUACUGGAAUUUAAUAUUGGCUGGGCGUUUUAAAUUUCUAGAUCUAUGGAACAAAUUUUUAUUGGAGCAUCAUAAGCGAUCCAUUCCCAAAGACACAUGGAACCUUUUGUUAGAUUUCAGCACGAUGAUCACAGAUGAUAUGUCAAACUAUGAUGAGGAAGGAGCAUGGCCAGUACUUAUUGACGAUUUUGUGGAGUUUGCGCGACCGUACAUUGGCACCAAGAGCACAGCUGUAUAAGUACAUUCCUUCUGAGGGCUGUCUGGACCUCACUGAAAACAAACAGCUUCUGCUGAGCACAGAGGACUGAACGGAGAUCUGCAUUGCCUUUUCAAAGCCCUCAGGACUGAGACAUUUAUACGAACCAGAGACAUUAAAAGGCAUCUUUUCUCUUCAGUCGUCUAAUGGUGGUUUGGGCUUUUAUCUUUUUGGGCCUGUUUUUGUUUUGACUUCAUACAGGAUCUUGUUCAAUCUCUGGGACUUCAGCGGUCUCAUCCAGAUGAAGCAGUUUGUCGAACAAACUGUCACAGAUACAGUUAGGAAAUGUCAAUAUCUUAAUUUUAGUACUCCAUGUGCAUUCUUGCUUCGAAUGUUUGUUUCUUUCCAAUGGGUUUUUAUGAAAAUUGUUUGAUUGAUCUCUCUUUUUUUAUAAAACAGAGUAGCUGGUGUCUCAAGAGCCAGUCACAUUUACUUUUCUUUUUGUGUUUUAUUGUGACUUAAUGUACUUUUUUCUGUUGAUGUCCAGACAGUGAUUUCACUUUGCUUGUUUGGUUUUGAUUAAAUCGAUAGAUCAUAAUAACUGAGAAUAUUAUAUUUUACAAUCCUAGAAAUAAUAUUAAUUUGAACAUUACCUCAGUUUUCAUUGAUUAAUGACUCCAUUUGAUGUAUUGAUAUACUGUGUUUGCAGUUCAUUCAGCACUUUGAUAAGUCACAUAAUCCAUACAAUAAAAUCAGGUUAUAGUUGAUGAAUAAAA